Molecule: messenger RNA, 1550 nt
Organism: Cucurbitaria berberidis CBS 394.84
Lineage: Eukaryota; Fungi; Ascomycota; Dothideomycetes; Pleosporales; Cucurbitariaceae
Exons: 2
Coding region: 384-1229 (281 amino acids)
Biological process (GO): fungal-type cell wall organization
Cellular component (GO): fungal-type cell wall
Molecular function (GO): structural constituent of cell wall
Source: RefSeq, a predicted model, not a curated record
GUAGAGGACGCUCCAAUCUAAGCGCAGGGGCAAAACCCACUCACACCAGCGGUCGCCUUGCCCAAUGCAGCCUCGUCCUGCAGGUACAACUUGCUUUUCCGUAGCGGCAUGGCUGAUGGAUGCGGCGCUCGGCCGCGCCUUCCUUGCUUGGGCCAUGCAUGGUGGCACCAACAAACUACUGGCCGCGCAUGCCCAACCUCUCUUCUCCUGCUGUUGCUUCCCUCCUUCACCUUCGCUUCUUUCAUCUUAAUAAUAUACUUCAACACCAGCAGCCUUCCCCCCGACCAUCUUACGCCUUUGCAAGCAUCUCUUUCUCGAAUACGACAUACCGACGCUCAUCACUUGAACUUGCUUAACGGUGCACCGUAGCACACGACCUCAAGAUGCGCUCUUCAGGCUUUCUCGCUCCGCUUUUCUUAGCCGCCUCGUCCUUGGCCCAGGGCGUCCAAGAGGGCAUCGCACCGUCUUCAGGCCCACCUGAAGGUUGUGAAACGACUGCACAGGGAAACUUCACUAUUGGCACGCUGAAGAUUGGGUCGCACCACGCUAAGCGCGAGACUGCACAGCAGGCAGCAGAUGGCGCUCUCUUUUGCACAGUAAAGGACGGUGUCCUACGUGAUCAAUACGGCCGCACAGGUUCCGUCGUCGCGAACCAUCAAUUCCAAUUCGACGGCCCACCCCAAGCUGGCGCUAUAUACACAGGUGGCUUUGCAGUCUGCAAGAACGACUCGCUCGCCAUUGGAGGCACAACGAGGUGGUGGCAAUGCAAUAGUGGCCCCUUUUACAACCUCUACGACGAGUGGAUUGGCGAACAGUGCGAGGAGAUCCGGAUCCAGAUCGCUUUCCUCGAUCAACCUUCCUCUUCCAGCUCUACACCUGCUUCAUCCAGCGCUACGUCUGUUGCAUCCAGCGCUACCUCGAGCGACUUCUCAGGCACAGUAUCCACUCUGUCAGCAACAGAGUCUGGCCUUACUACAUCAACAAGCCAUAGCGGGAACGCUACCAUGACUUCGGGAGCUUCCACAGGCUCGUCGUCCCCUACUGGCUCGUCGUCUGCUACUGCCUCUUCUAAGGGUAGUUCUGCAUCUCGAAGUGCCUCAUCUUCGAGUGCGACUGGCGCAGUCCCAGCUCCUCCUGCCCAGACUGGUGCCGCCACUUCUCCCUCCAUCGCAAGUGGAGUGACUCUUGGAGCCAUCAUCGCCGUCUUUGGCGCCGCUUUGAGUCUUUAAGUUGUUUCCUACCAUGAUGGUCAAUUUAAGCACCAUUGGAUGUGCGGAUUCGUUCGCGUCUGGCUUCCUUCUAGGCCACUUUCUCGACAGUUAUCACUGUCUCGCUAUUGUUUGCACAACUACUUACAUUGGAGCACACGACUCUACGACGAGCGACUUGGGCGCAUUCUUAUUCGGCAGCAGGAGGACGAACGAUUCUUUGGUGUAUACUUUACAUUUACGUUCGCAUUGCAUGAUUGAAGGCGCUUCGCUUUGAAAUACGGAGAGGUUUAUUGUUGUUUUGCAUUGCUGUUAAGAGGUCAUACGACCAGGAUUGGAAAG